CAGCCACGUGAUUUUAAGAAGUUCAAAGAUUUUUUUUGAAGGAAGCAAUUGAAUGUUACAGUGCGAGUACGCGAGGGAGCAGUUGGGAGUCAAACUGCAAUCAGAACAAAGGAGUGUGCCCCAAGAGUAUCCCAGGUCGAGCUGCAUUCAUUCAUAGUCAAUGAAGGCAGCUCGUUCAAUACAUUCAGAUCAGCCUUGAAGUGAAUGGCGGAGGCGAAUUCAGCGCCUGGGAGUCAGUGUGCAGGAACCUCCAGCCUUGGUGUUUCUGGGGUCGGGACAUCGACGUGAGCUCUAAAGUUUGAUGCAAUGACGACGAGGAGAGGAUUCACCCAGCAGGAAAUUAAUAAAACGGUGUGGGAAGUGUUGGAGAGAUACACAGAGCUGGUCCCUGUGGGCUCAGGAGCCUAUGGAACGGUUUGCUCAGCCAUUGACAAGCGAACUGGUACCAAGGUGGCAAUCAAGAAACUGUACCGACCCUUUCAGUCCGAGCUGUUUGCCAAACGAGCUUACCGGGAACUGCGGCUGCUAAAACACAUGAAACACGAGAAUGUUAUUGGGCUGUUGGAUGUUUUCACACCAGAUCUGUCCUUGGAGAAAUUUCAUGAUUUUUACUUGGUCAUGCCAUUUAUGGGAACAGACCUUAGUAAACUAAUGAAGCACGAGAAACUGACUGAAGAUCGGAUCCAGUUUCUGGUAUACCAAGUCCUAAAAGGCCUAAAGUACAUCCACUCUGCAGGGAUCAUCCACAGGGAUCUUAAGCCUGGGAAUUUGGCAAUCAAUGAGGACUGCGAGUUAAAGAUUCUGGACUUUGGGUUGGCAAGACAUGCUGAUCAGGAAAUGACUGGCUAUGUGGUUACCAGAUGGUACCGUGCCCCAGAGGUUAUACUUAACUGGAUGCAUUAUACUCAAACAGUGGAUAUCUGGUCUGUUGGCUGCAUCAUGGCAGAGAUGAUUACAACCCGACCUCUUUUUAAAGGCAUCGAUCACCUAGAUCAACUAACAGAAAUCAUGAAAAUAACAGGUACACCGACCCAAGACUUUGUUCAGAAGCUGCAAAGUCAAGAUGCUAAAAAUUACAUCAAAAGCUUACCAAGGAUCCCAAAAAAAGACCUUAAAGCCCUGUUUGGAAAUGUAAAUCAAGUGGCUGUCAACCUUUUGGAAAAGAUGCUUGUGCUCGAUGCCGAAAAGCGGGUGACUGCUGCUGAGGCUUUGGCUCACCCAUACUUUGAGCAGUACCGAGAUCCUGAGGAAGAGACUGUGGCAAAAGUGUAUGACAAUAGUUUUGAUAACGUAGACCUCACCAUUGAAGAAUGGAAAUGUCAUACAUAUGAAGAAGUGGUUAACUUUAAGGCAUCAACGGUAGUGCCAGAGUCUAAAGAAACUUCAGUGUAGCUCUGGAAUCAUAACGACAGAGCAAAUCAGGCAAAGUAUAUAUUUGUGCAGCAGGGAGCUGUGAAAACAUUAAUUUUAGAUGUGUUGUUUUUAGAAUAUUGAAAAAAUAUGUACAGUACUGUAAUUCUAUGCCUAUGGCCGCCAGUUCAAACAGAGUAACUUUGUUUCUUUCGAGGUCAAACUAACAUUGUAUCAACAUUUCUCCAACGGCACCUUCAGAGUUAUAACAUUCUUAAAUUAUAUAUUAGAUUUUCUCCUGUUAGAUAAAGUUAACUUAGAAAAAGAGCCUGCAAAGGUAAUCUUGUCUUUAUACCAAACUUUCCACCAACCUUAACAGGUUUGAAUAUCAUCCUCACUGUUUUGAACUACAGAUUCAUUGGGAAUAAGAUAGGUCAGAACAUGGUGUUGUGACCCUAUAGUAAUAAUAGGUUAUUUGUAGCAUAUUUUCAGCAUAGUUUCCUAAGCCUCAUUUGCAAAGAUACCAAAUGGUGUAUUUACACAGUAGCAUGAUUGACAUAUUUGUCCAAUUACGCUGUGAAAAGCUUUGGAAUACUUUACUAUGUUGCUGUAUAAAUAUGAGUUGUAGUUUGUAGCAGGAGAUAGACUGCCCCAUCUGCAUUAUUUCAGUCUCUUGCAUACUCUAAUUCUAUGCUGUUUCACAUCUUGCAUCAGGAUUCUGCAGGUACCACUGGUAUGAUAAUAUAAAACUAUUGUUAACAUUUUGUUGAGUUUUUAAAUUAUAACAAGAAAAUGUUAUUGAAAUCUGAAUUGUUUAGAAUUUCAUUAUAACAACACUGGAACACUAAUUAGAAGUCACUAUCAGAGAUUACAUUUUCAAAUCCCUCCACAAAGCGCAAUGAUGAACUGACUCAAGGAAUUUCUUGAUGACGCCACUCAGUACUAACUAGACUUUAUCCACGUUUCCAUUAGUUUGUUUUCAGCAUUUCUAGUUAAUAAUUUUCAAUCAAUUCCAUUUACUUAACUAUCUUUCAGGUCACAGUGAAAUUGACAGUAAAAACACAUUGUACGAUGUUCAAUAGACUCGCACAUUCCCAUUGACUUUCUAUGAGUUUUGCAUAAAAGUUCCUUGAAGUCAACUGAAAGGGGAAUGGUUCUUUCCAUAGUGCAUCUGAUUCCUGUGUAUACAGAGCAAGCAACUGUGCAACCAGUCAGGAUACAGAAUUGUUCAUGAACAGUAUUUAUUCUAAACUUGGAGGUGCCCAUUUGAAUUUUUAGUACAAUAUCAAAGUAUUUGCAAGAAGCAUUAUAAAGAGAUUGGAUUGAAAGAGAGACAAAAAGAAUGAAGCAAUUUAUUUUUAAAUCCAAAGGAAUGAGAAUCUUUUUAACAUUAACUUCCAGGCACAGUAGUUGUUUGGCAAUAAUUAAGACUCCUCAAACCAUUAAAAGUUUACUGGUACUGGACUGAAUAAGCGCCAACAUUUAAUUCCUGUAUGUCAGGUAAAUACAGCUCCAUGUUUUACAAUGGCAAGAUAACACUCACACGCAAAGUAUCUCAGGCAGCAACUUCCUGAUUUAUACAUUUUACUGGGUAUUUGCAUUUGUCAGAUAUUACUGUCUGAUUAACAGGUUAUUAAUGUGGAGUGCUGUGUACACAGACUGUUACUUUUACUGUAAGAUCUAGCCCAUUCUCUUUCAAAUACAUGAAAGCAUACUUUUAGUUAUUUAUUGUAAUUUUCCAGUGAUUUCAUUACCAUCUGUACUCUACACCAGCCAGUAUUUCAUCUGUAACAAUACAAAACUCAUAAUGUUGUACACUCGUUUGAUGCUUUUGAUACUAGUUCUCAAACUUACUGUUGUGUUCCUGAAAGAACAGGGUUAACUGUAUCCUAGUAAACAAUGAAUUGUGAACUGUAUUGAAAAUAAACCACAAAAGGCAAAAAUAUUAGAAUA
Pristis pectinata (smalltooth sawfish) is the source of this 3303-nucleotide messenger RNA. It is a transcript of the gene mapk12a, whose product is annotated as mitogen-activated protein kinase 12a. NCBI's taxonomy places the organism in Eukaryota, Metazoa, Chordata, Chondrichthyes, Rhinopristiformes, Pristidae. The transcript is spliced from 12 exons. Bases 307 to 1392 code for a protein of 361 amino acids. The record is from RefSeq and is a predicted model, not a curated record. Gene Ontology annotation, biological process: protein phosphorylation; intracellular signal transduction. Gene Ontology annotation, cellular component: nucleus; cytoplasm. Gene Ontology annotation, molecular function: ATP binding; MAP kinase activity.